Messenger RNA from Amphibalanus amphitrite, 1335 nucleotides. RefSeq names its product MFS-type transporter SLC18B1-like. Gene Ontology annotation, molecular function: transmembrane transporter activity. The record is from RefSeq and is a predicted model, not a curated record. The coding region runs from base 1 to 1335 and encodes 444 amino acids. The transcript is spliced from 2 exons. Lineage: Eukaryota; Metazoa; Arthropoda; Thecostraca; Balanomorpha; Balanidae. Gene Ontology annotation, biological process: transmembrane transport.
AUGGUCCGACCUCGGCAUCCAUCCACUUCAAUCGGCGACACAGCCUGGCUGCUGGAGAGCGCCAGCGAUCACCUGGCGCCUCCGGCCAGCCACGAGUCGGACCCGCUCGCAGCAGGGGCUGGAGAUGGCGAACAGAUUGACGAAGACUCGGCCGCGCGGCUCACCGGCCGACAGAAGCGCAUCCUCGGCGGUCUGUCCCUGGGCGGUCUGCUGGCCGGCUGCUGCAUCGCCAUCAUGAUCCCGUUCUUCCCGCACGAGGCGCAACGGCGCGGCCUGCCACAGACCUACUCGGGUGCCGUGUUCAGUUGCUACGCGCUGGCGCAGCUGCUGGCGUUUCCAGUGAUGGGUCGACUGGCGCCUCGGGUCGGUGUUUCAAGACUCUAUAACGUCGGUCUGGCGACAGCAGGAGUGACGACUACUGUGUUUGGAACACUACCACACAUCCAGGACUCGAUGGCGUUCAUCGGCGCUUGUUUCGCGUGUCGUGCUCUGGAGGCGGUCGGCACAGCAGCCAUGCACACCGCCGCUAGAGCCAUCAUCAUCAACCAGUUCCCACGGAGCCCGAACACGGCUAUGAGUAUCUCGGAGACCCUGGCCGGUCUGGGUCUGUCGCUGGGGCCGGCGCUCGGCGGCGGCCUGUAUCAGCUGGGCGGCUACGGCACGCCGUUCUACACCCUGGGAGGUCUGAUGCUCGUCUCCUCUGCCACCAACCUGUGGCUGAUGCCCGCCGCAGAGAACUGGCUCUGCUGCUCCGUGGUGCUGGUGGUGGCGAUGUACGUCACCGCACUCGACCCCAACAUCGAGCCGUACGUACGCGUCGCGCUGGGUGUCACGCCGGCCGAGCUGGGCCUGUUCUUCCUGGUCUCUGCCGGCUGCUACACGGCCGCCAGCCUGGUCUGGGGCCGCCUCUCCGACAACAUCUCCAACACGUACGUGCUGACGGCGCCGUGCCUGCUGGUGGGCGCCGUCGGCAUCCUGUUGAUCCCGCCGUCGCCGCUGCUGGUCGGCCUGCAGCCCGUCUGGUGGCUCACCAUGCUCGGUAUGGUGGUGAGGGAGAUGACCACGGGUGGCGCGUUCAUCCCCAUCAUGCACAGGAUGGUGCGAGUGUGUGUCGCUCACGGCAUGGAGAACAACCUGUCCACGCAGGCGUUCGUGUCGGCCGUCUUCGGCGCCGUGUUCUCCAUCGGUAACGUGGUCGGCCCGACGCUGGGAGGCUACAUCACUGAUCUGUACGGCUUCCCGGUGGCUGCCACCGGCCUAGCUGGAUUCGGCGUGCUCGUGGCGAUCGCCUGUGUUGUAGGGGCAGUGGUGACGCGCGACUCCUUGCCCAAGUGA